Pocillopora damicornis (cauliflower coral) is the source of this 1712-nucleotide messenger RNA. Its product is annotated as coiled-coil domain-containing protein 130 homolog. The record is from RefSeq and is a predicted model, not a curated record. Gene Ontology annotation, biological process: mRNA splicing, via spliceosome. Gene Ontology annotation, cellular component: U2-type spliceosomal complex; post-mRNA release spliceosomal complex. NCBI's taxonomy places the organism in Eukaryota, Metazoa, Cnidaria, Anthozoa, Scleractinia, Pocilloporidae.
UUUAGAGACAGAUUAUGCCGCGUAUCUCAACAGUUGCUUCGGCAUAAGGAUCCGCUGACCUUAAAUCGACUUGUCAACGUUUCGUUGUCGAUUUCGUUACAAUAAUUUGGUACUCAAGUCCAGCACCGUUCGAAAAUGGGAGAAAGAAAAGCUGUUAAUAAGUAUUACCCUCCAGAUUGGACUCCACAACAGGGCUCCCUUGACAGAUACCAUGGACAACACCCGUUACGUGAACGAGCUCGAAAGCUUGGCCAAGGAAUUCUCAUUAUUAGAUUUGAGAUGCCCUACAACAUAUGGUGUGGAGGAUGUGGAAAUCAUAUUGGAAUGGGUGUGAGGUACAAUGCAGAAAAGAAAAAAGUUGGUAACUACUACACAACACCCAUCUACAGAUUUCGCAUGAAAUGUCACCUUUGUGAUAAUCACUUUGAAAUAGAAACUGAUCCAAAGAACUGUGAUUAUGUUAUUGUGAGUGGAGCCAGAAGGAAAGAAGAAAGAUGGGAACCAUCAGCUACAGAAACUGUUGAACUAACAGGUAAUCAACUUCUCAGAAAGAAAUUUCGUGAGCAGAAACAGGAUUUGAUUGCUGUAGCUAUGAAAGACAAAGAGUUGCAAAAGAGAGGAGCGCUGGAUGUUAAUCUUUUGCCAGAAAGAGAAGAAGACAUCGAACAUGCGCAUAAAAUAAGAUAUCAUGAAAAAGGUUUUGAUGGUCAUCGCCGUAAGCGUCGUUCAGAAAUCAACGACAGGCCGUUAUUUGAUACACAGGGAAAAUUAGAGGAAAAAAGACAAAAAAUUACGCAACUCCUCGGAAAACGGAGACAACUCAAGGUUAAUUCUUUUUCAACACCUCCCAAGUCGAAGAACGAACUAACCACCCAAGAGACAUUGGGUAUUAAAGUUCGACGGACCAGGCUCAGUAAUAACGAGAGCUCAGACAAUAGUACUAAUAAGGAACCUUGGAUUGAUGACCUCUCGAAUAGUCCCACUGUGAAUCAAACAGUGGUUUCUUCUGAGCUAGGAUCACAGAGAGACCCUGAGUUAGCUGUAAAUGUAGCAUCUGAGACAGAACUUCCUGUAACAAGUCUCCCGGAUGUGACGUCACAAAGCAUCUCUUUAAAACAAACACAGAAUUGCCUCGCAAAUCAACCAAAACAAAAGGAAACUCACUGUACACCAGAUGGAAGAACUGAAGAUUCAGCGCUAAUUAGUAGUUCUUCCAUUAGUUCCUUAGUUUGCUGUGAUUACGCCGACUCUAGUGACGCUUCGGAUGAUCAUACAUGACAAGAUACCGAAAUAAUGCAAUCAGUUGGAUAUCGGUUGAGUAAUGCAUCCAUGGUGUCUGGCUUUAAUGAUGCAAUUAAACAACAACUGUCCCAGAGAAUGAAAGUGCACCGGGCUAAUCAAGACUUUUUCGCCUUAAAUAAAGAAAUUUGGUUUCUCCUCCAAUUUUCUCCUCUUCUGAAAACAAAACAAAGCAAAAUCAAAGCUGAGAAGUAUUCGAGCGUCAGCGACCCAUUUACUUCUGCUAGCAAUCUUUACUACGACUCCACAACUCAUGAUGCAAAGAGCGUAGGAUAUUUUUGCAAAUCGAGUAACCUAUAACUCGUUUUCUGUACUAGACUUAUCUACGAGUUAAAAAUGGCGCGCGAGGAGCAAAGGCGUCUUAAUGUAUACGUUACUUCUGGACAAAUAAAAAACCAAUCAGAGUAGAAAGU